AUGGCUGGUUUGAUGAGAUCUGAAGUUUCAUUUAGGAGACAAGGAUCUUCAGGAUUGGUUUGGGAAGAUAAGUUCUUAUCUGGUGAAUUGAACAAAGUGGGAAAUUAUCGAAGAGAAGAUAGCCAUCAAGUUGAAGAAAAUAAUUCUGCCGGAAUAACGAUAGAGAGAAGCCGAUCCUACGGCGGAGGACGGGGAUUCCGCACCGGAAGAGUGUCUCUGGCGAUAGAGCCGCCGUCUCCUAAGGUUUCUGCAUGUGGGUUUUGCAGUGCUUUUAGUAAACAAGACAAAACUCGCCGGCGACCACCCAAGUCAGGUAAGCGUAGGAUGUGA
Molecule: messenger RNA, 330 nt
Organism: Fraxinus pennsylvanica
Lineage: Eukaryota; Viridiplantae; Streptophyta; Magnoliopsida; Lamiales; Oleaceae
Source: the annotation of a GenBank genome assembly